Cryptomeria japonica (Japanese cedar) is the source of this 2664-nucleotide messenger RNA. Its product is annotated as protein arginine N-methyltransferase 7. The record is from RefSeq and is a predicted model, not a curated record. Bases 126 to 2402 code for a protein of 758 amino acids. The transcript is spliced from 14 exons. Gene Ontology annotation, molecular function: protein-arginine omega-N monomethyltransferase activity. Gene Ontology annotation, biological process: peptidyl-arginine methylation. NCBI's taxonomy places the organism in Eukaryota, Viridiplantae, Streptophyta, Pinopsida, Cupressales, Cupressaceae.
GAUUUAUUUUUGCGCCCUCAGACAGUUCUUCAAAAUAAGCUGAAAAUAUUUCGUGAAAAAUAUAUGCUCACAUCCUUCAAUGGAUUGCAAAUUGCAGAAGACUGAGAAUACGAUUGAGUAAAUGAAUGGGGUUUGCGCUCAACUUGCGCCAUUUUCUUCUGAGAGACCUCCUUCUUACGAAACAUAAGAAGACGCAUUUUUCGUCUUCGUUUCCACAACUCUGUAAAAGAGAGGCAAAAAUGGCCGCAACGGAGCAGCAGGCGUUUCAGCUGAAAUUAAAUCCGUUGACGGGAGAGUCUGAAUGGGUGGUUAUGGAGAAAAACCCUCGCGAACAAGAAGACGAGUCACUAAGGGAUAUAAUGGCGCAUACAUCUUACUUGGACAUGCUGAAUGACACCGACAGGAAUCGAGCCUAUGACCUCGCCAUUCGAAAGACAAUACGACGCCCCUGCCAUGUUCUCGAUAUAGGUGCAGGCAGUGGCUUGUUGUCCAUGAUGUCUUUACGUGCCAUGAGAGAAAUUGUUUCCUCACCUGAAAAUCUUCCAAAAGAGGGUCUCGUCACGGCUUGUGAUUCUUAUCUUCCAAUGGUAAAAGUAGCUCAGAAGGUUUUGCAGCUGAAUGGAAUGGAUGAUGGAAUACAUCUUAUUCACAAACGGUCUGAUGAAUUACAAAUUGGUCUUGACUUGCCUUGUCGUGCUGAUGUUCUAGUGAGUGAGAUAUUAGAUUCAGAGCUCCUUGGUGAGGGCCUUAUACCAACACUUCAACAUGCUCAUGAUCAUUUGUUGACACCAAAUGUAGAGACAAUUCCGUUCAAAGCAACUAUUUAUGGACAGCUGGUCCAGAGUACAUUUUUGUCCAAGAUGCAGGACCUGCAUGGCAAUGAGAUUCUUGCUUCAGAUGGUUUAUUCCUUUCACCUGUUGGAUCCAAGGUGUCUUUAUCUUUAAAACCUUCUCAACAUGCAAUGCAUUGCGACCCUGUUUCUGCACAUUUACAGAUGCUAUCAAAGCCCUUCAAAGUUUUUGACUUGGACUUUUGGAGAAGACCAGAUGAUCAUCAGAAUAUAGAAACUAUAGUUAAAAUAACUGCAGAAGGCAAACUCCAAGCAAUCAUUUCAUGGUGGGUGCUUCAACUUGAUAAAGAGGGAACCAUCUUCUAUUCUACAGCUCCCAAAUGGAUCAAAUCUUCAUACAAUAAUUUAGGAGGACUUGGAAAUUUUUUUGGUGGUUUACCAUGGUGCAAUCACUGGAAACAAUGUGUGUGGUUCAUUCCUGGUAGUGGCUUAAGCGUCUCGACAGAUGAAGAAAUCACUGUGCAAGCAGUUCAUGAUGCAGUUAGUAUCCAAUACUGUGUGAAAAGGAAUGUCCCUGGAAGUGAAGAAUGUUGCAGACAAAUGAACAGUGCAGAUCUUAAUUUGUUUGUAAAACCAGAAAGAAUUGCUUUAUUAGGUGAUAAAGAUUGGAGGUCAGCUAUGUUAGCUGUUGGAAGGCAGUGUUUGCAGGGCAGGUCAUCUCCUUUAUGUGUUGUGGUGGAUGAUAGUCUGCCUCUCUCAAUCAUUGCAGCUUCCGUUUCAUCUUCUUCACAGGUUAUUUCACUAUUUCCAGGCAUUGGAAAGAUUGGAUUGCAGUACUUGCAUAAUGUUGCAGAAAAAAAUGGUUUCUCACUUGAUCGUGUGCAAGUAUUAGGAAAAAUGGCAAAGCAACUAACAAUGGAUGACAUUGAAGGAAAAAAGGUGGAUGUUCUGUUGGCUGAACCUUUCUACCUUGCGAAUGAGGGAAUGCUACCUUGGCAAAAUCUACGAUUUUGGAAUGAAAGAACUCUGCUGGCUCCGCUGCUAUCUGAAACUGCAACUAUCAUGCCAUUUAAAGGGAUCCUACGUGGUUGUGCUAUGUACCUUCCGGACCUGUGGAAAAGUCGUUGUAGUGUUAAGGAUGUUGAGGGUUUUGACCAUUCUGUCAUAAAUGAAAUAAUGGGAGCUUGUGGAGAUCGACAAGAUUCACAUGAUGGGCCUGUGCUGCCAUAUGCAAUUUGGCAAUGUGGUCAUAACGAGGAAAUCAGUGAAGAUUUUACACUCAUGGAAUUUCAUUUUGCGGGAGAAAUACAAAGAACUAUGGGAAAAGUAACGGUUCCACUACCAAAUUAUGCGCUAUGCCACGGAUUUGUCUUCUGGAUGGACUGGGUUAUGGACUCUAAAGAAUCUAUUGUAAUCUCCACAAGACCAGGUCAAGGAGAAACAUAUUGGAAGCAAGGUGUGAAACUCCUGAGGCAACCAAUAAAAGUUGGAAAUAUUAACCGUAAACUAGAUGGAGAGGGUGUAUCUAGUUUUGCUUCCUCAGUUCAAGUAGGGGGAGUCUUUGAUCCGUCAACUGGUCUCGUAGAUAUUAAAUUAGAUUUUAUAACUUAAUGUUUAUUGUCCUAAUGUUUCUUGCAAAAUUAGAGUUAUGUUAAGCACUCAAUCUUCUCUUUAGCUUCAUCAUUCUUAUCUUUUGGAGCCAUGCUAAGGAUAGAUAGCUGCUUCAAAAACCCGCAUGUUUGUGCAAUUUUUGACCAUUGAAAUAGUUAAGGAAAUAAUAUUUUGAUAUGUCAUAACGAAUCCUUAGUACAAACCGAUCAGAACAUAUAUUCUCGUUCUUGUCACAAAAAAAAAAGAAAAAGAAAAGUUAAAA